UCUCUCUCUCUCUCUCUCUCUCUCUCUCUCGGAGAAGGAAAUGGGUGCAUUAGACUACCUCUCCAACUUCUGCAGCGUUACUGAAACGAGGAGAUCACUGAGGAAGAAAAGAAAGCCUCUGCAGACUGUGGAACUGAAGGUGAAAAUGGAUUGUGAUGGCUGUGAAAGGAGAGUGAAGCAUGCUGUUACCUCGUUAAAAGGUGUGACAAUGGUUGAUGUGAACCGAAAGCAGAGCAGGGUGACCGUCACUGGCCACGUGGAGCCAAAGAAGGUCCUGAACAAGGUGAAGAGCACCGGGAAGAGGGUGGAGUUCUGGCCUUAUGUCCCUUACAAUCUGGUCUACUACCCUUACGCAGCUCAGGCCUACGACAAGAGGGCCCCGUCCGGGUACGUCCGCAAUGUGGUCCAAGCCGAGCCGAGCCCCGGUGCACCUGAAGAGCAGUUUAUAUCACUAUUCAGCGACGACAACCCAAACGCCUGUUCUAUUAUGUGAGGGAUACUAGUAGGCCUGGUCUUUUAUAGACUUGUUUUUAAGGUCAUCUGGAGGUGAUGGAGAGGUUUAGUGAUGAAUGGUAUGUUCUAUGGUGGAUGGGAGAACUUAUGAGUUCUAUGUCCAAGGAAUUUUCAGCGUCUACCUUGCUCUUUGCUUAGAUGUGAAAAGCUUUUUUUCAGUGCCGUAGUGUGGCUUAUUUGUUUCUUGCAUGGAUAGGCAUGUGAAUGUUUCUUUAGUUCUGCUUCAAUGAUUAGAAGUGUUACUAAUU
This is a messenger RNA of Elaeis guineensis (African oil palm), 761 nucleotides long. Its product is annotated as heavy metal-associated isoprenylated plant protein 21. The record is from RefSeq and is a predicted model, not a curated record. Gene Ontology annotation, molecular function: metal ion binding. Lineage: Eukaryota; Viridiplantae; Streptophyta; Magnoliopsida; Arecales; Arecaceae.